AUAUGAGAAAAAAAAAACACAUACAAAUAAAUGGGUGACGUGCCUCAGUGCCAACACGCAGAAUUGUUGUUAUUUGUAAAAUUGUAAAAACGGCUCUUAGCCCCGGCGUGUGGCAACAAAUGUGCUAAACAAUAACUAGCUAACAGGAGAGCAGCAGCAGCAGCAGUAGCAAUCGCAGCAGCGGCAGCAGCAGCAGCAGCAACAACCAAAAAGAUGGGCAUAAACGUCAGCAGAAAUGCCGACUUGGCCGCAAAUGAAUGGCUUCAGCGAUUUGUGGGACGGCAGCAUAUAGCGCACGACGAUGAGGCCUUCUGGAACGGACUGCUCAAUUAUAAUAUCGUAAUACCAGAGAACAGCCAGGAUCAAUUGAGCCUGGACUCGCGCCUGGAGACGCUAUGUCAAUCGUUUAUAGGCAAUAAUCUGAAGACGGGCAACUUCGGCUCGCUGAUCACCGUCUUCUUGGAGAAGGCCACCGAGCUGCUCUCCCUCUCCGACCAGGAGAGCAACAUGCAUGUGUGGCAGACGUUCAAUGCGCUCUUCAUCAUCCGCACUCUGAUCAAGUACAUCAAUGAGACGGGCUCGGAGUUUCAGCUGUUGCAGCACUUUGAGGCACUGCCAAAUGCUGAGUUGGUUAAGGCGGCCGAGGAGCAACAGCAACAGCAGCAGCAGCAGGUGGCCAGCAUUGCCAUCGAGGCCACGGAACAGGCGCCGCUCGCAGCUGUCAUUGUGGAUGGUGCGAAGUUCGAGACGUUUAUCGAUGCGCUGGUCAAUCUGAUCGUGGUCAUACCCGUCAAGGAGUUCACCUACCAUUUGCACCUGGAGGCGGUCAAUACGUUGAUCACGCUGCUCGCCGUCCAUCUGUUUGCCCAGCCCACAGAUAAAUCCAUUGUCUUUCGCACCAUCUACAAGUGCCAGCAUGCGAAUGUCCUGAUGUCGGCGUUGCUGCAUUUUGUGGCACGAAUGAUCGAGGUGCCGCACACCAUGUUUGGCUCCACGUCGGCGGGCUCAUUCGUCCUUGGCAUCGCCGAGUCGCUGCUCUCCAUCUUCACGUUUCGCAAGCAACAGGAUGUCCUCAAGACGAGCAAUGCCACCGGCGAGGAGCUGUCGCAGCAAUUUCGCACGCAUUAUCCGCUGGCCAAUCAGAGUCUCCUGCUCAUAUUGAUAUUGACGAAUCAUUGCACGGCGCAGGAUAAUGCCUAUCGCACGAGCCUCUUUGGCUGUGCGGACUCCAAGGACUCCCCAAAACAGGGCACCGUAUCCUUUCAAAUUGACUUCUCGGCCGUCUAUGAGACCCUGUGCCGCAUUGUGACCAUUGACCAGGCGACGUUGUUGCUCUAUUUGCUGCUGCAUCGCAACGAACGCUUCUAUCGCUUCGUCAUGCAACAGCAGGAUCUGGAACUAUUGGUCAUACCCAUACUGCAAACGCUAUACAAUGCGCCCGACAGCAACUCACACCACAUCUACAUGUCGCUCAUCGUGCUGCUCAUUCUCAGCGAGGACGAGAGCUUCAACAAGAAUGUGCACACAAUUAUGCUGAAGAACAUCAGUUGGUAUACGGAGCGCACGAUAUCGGAAAUAUCGUUGGGCGGUAUUCUCAUCCUGAUCGUCAUCCGGACCAUUCAGUACAAUAUGCUGAAGAUGCGGGACAAGUAUUUGCACACCAAUUGCCUGGCUGCUCUGGCCAACAUGUCGGGACAUUUUCGUGCUCUGCAUCCGUAUGUGGCGCAGCGUUUGGUAUCGCUGUUCGAGACGCUCGCUCGCAAGCAUUCGCGCCUGGAUGCCCAGCUCAAGGAGCCGGCGGAUAGUGCGGUCUUUGUGAAUGUAUCGACAACGCCCGAGGACAUGAUGCAGGAUUUGAGUGUGCUGGAGGAGGUGUUGCGCAUGGUGCUGGAAAUCUUAAACUCCUGCCUUACUAAUCAGCUGGUCUACUGUCCCAACUUGGUCUAUACGCUGCUCUACAAGCGCAGCGUCUUUGAGGGCUUCCGCAGUCAUCAUGCGUUCCAGGAUGUCAUACAGAACAUCGAUAUGGUCGUUGGCUUCUUUUCAUCACGUUUGCAGCGCGUGCAGGAGCAGCGCGGCGAGCUGGGCGUCAAUGAGGUGCUUGAGGUCAUAUCGAAAGGCGCUAGCCAAUGGUCCAGCGAUCGCCUGAGGAAAUUCCCGGACCUUAAAUUUAAAUAUGUUGAGGAGGAUGCGCCCGAGGAGUUCUUCAUUCCAUAUGUCUGGACGUUGGUCUGCAAAUACGGCUGCGUUCACUUUAGCUCCGAGAGCAUUAAGAGCGUCACCACGGAUAUAGCCUGCUAAUAUUAACCACAUAACCCCUUCUCUGCCCUCUGAACACUUUUAGCUGCCCUACAAUAUUAACAGUGUUUCGCUUUAAUUUGCUUAGCUCAAGCACAAUUUCUUUGCUUCCUUAGACUUUUGAUCCUACUAUAUAUAUAAAUAUUUAUAUGGAAAAUGGAGUAUAUUUGCCUGAUCCAUUUAGAAUUGAAGCCAAACAAAUUAUAACGAAACGUUGACGUUGAACUAAACACU
Molecule: messenger RNA, 2532 nt
Organism: Drosophila arizonae
Lineage: Eukaryota; Metazoa; Arthropoda; Insecta; Diptera; Drosophilidae
Product: dymeclin
Biological process (GO): Golgi organization
Cellular component (GO): Golgi apparatus
Source: RefSeq, a predicted model, not a curated record